Molecule: messenger RNA, 1572 nt
Organism: Phragmites australis (common reed)
Lineage: Eukaryota; Viridiplantae; Streptophyta; Magnoliopsida; Poales; Poaceae
Product: protein RETICULATA-RELATED 1, chloroplastic-like
Exons: 7
Coding region: 66-1232 (388 amino acids)
Biological process (GO): plant organ development
Cellular component (GO): chloroplast inner membrane
Source: RefSeq, a predicted model, not a curated record
GGAGAAAAGGCUAGAACGGUCAAAACUCAAAAAACCUAAGCCCCCUGCGCGGUCUCCCUCACACCAUGGCGUUCGCCGCCUCCCCUUCCCUCUCCGCUCUCGCUUCCUCCUCCUCCGCCGCCUCGGCCGCGACCUCCUCUUCAUCACUCCCAUCCAACGCCUUUCACGAGCCAAGGCCUCUCCACCUCUCGCUCAAGCUCGUCUCCCCGCUCCCCAAACCCCACUCGCUCUCCUGCUCCGCGCCGCACGUCCCCCGCGCCGCCACCGGCAACGGAUCGGGUGCCGGGAACGGUGGGAACGGCGGCGGAAAGGAUGGAGGUGACGGCGGCGGCGACGGUGCAGAUGACAAUCACGAGGAGGCCGAGUUCGGCCCGCUGCUCGGCUUCGACGAGGUUCUACGCCUCGCCGCGGCGCGCGGCGUUGCGCUCCCGGGCGACAUGAUGGAGGCGGCCAGGGACGCCGGCAUCCGAGAAGUCCUGUUGCUCCGAUACUUCGAUCUGCAGGCUGUGCCGUGGCCGCUGGGCGCGAUGAUCCGCGCCUUCUCGAUGCUCCGCAACCGGAUGCUCGCCGACCCGUCCUUCCUCUUCAAAGUUGGCACCGAGGUUGUAAUUGACUCUUGCUGCGCGACGUUUGCGGAGGUGCAGAAGAGGGGGGAAGAUUUCUGGGCAGAGUUUGAGCUGUAUGCUGCUGAUCUUUUGGUCGGGGUAGUAGUUGAUAUUGCACUAGUGGGGCUGUUGGCUCCAUAUGUGAGAUUUGGAAAGGCUUCUCCUUCUACGGGGUUCUUUGGGAAAUUCAGCCGGAUGGCUGGAUCUUUGCCAAGCAGUGUUUUUGAAGCUGAAAGGCCAGGGUGCAGAUUUACUGUUCAGCAAAGAAUUGGGACAUUCUUUUACAAGGGUGUUCUGUAUGGCUCAGUUGGAUUUGUCUGUGGUAUUAUCGGUCAAGGAAUUGCUAAUAUGAUAAUGACUGCUAAGAGGAGUGUCAAAAAAUCAGACGAAGAUAUUCCUGUCCCUCCACUUAUUAAAAGUGCUGUUCUUUGGGGUGUGUUCCUUGCUGUGUCAUCUAACACUCGCUAUCAGAUUAUCAAUGGUCUGGAGCGGGUAGUUGAGGCAUCACCUAUUGCAAAACGUGCUCCACCUGUCGCAAUGGCGUUCACUGUUGGCGUUCGAUUCGCCAAUAAUAUCUUUGGUGGAAUGCAAUUUGUGGACUGGGCUCGAUGGAGUGGUGUUCAGUAAUGGUGGGUGCUCCUAGUUGUUGCAGAUACCGAAACAAUAUUAGACUUUGUCUCAAACAUGAGAUUUAGGUGGAUAUUUGUUGUUUUUUUCUUCACAUUUCCUGAUAAGUAGCGGAGGCUGGAGCUCUGUGAAAAUUAGGGAAGUCAUUUGCUAGGAGAAACCAGGAAGCACAUCACAUCAUAUGGUUGGGCAUGCAUGAGCUGAAAAAAAAAAUCAUUCUUAUUGCUGUUGAGCAAAUGCUCAGGUGUGCGUUCGUGAUUGAUCAUCAUCGCUUUUUUCAGACUGAGCGAAUAAAGGAGACCUGAAUUACCUACCAAUCACUGCCUUCUGUUAUUGUGUU